AUGACAACCCUUCAGUCUGAGGAGCAACGCUCGCGCGACAUGGCUCUACGGGAUUCAAAUGACGUCACUGCUUGUUUGGAUUCAGAGCGCGCUGCUAGCACGAUCCAGCUUACUCCACAGCCCAAGAACCAUCUACAAGGUCCUUCCGAAGGAUUCAAGGCUCACUCUAUCGAGGAAAGCCCCAGCCCAGCUCGCCAAAACUGGAACCGGGCUGUCAGCGUCGCUAUGCAAGCCAGCGGCGAUGAUGAUGCAGACUCCGAGGCCAGUCGCGUGACAAGCCCCAAGCAAAUGGAUCUCGAAUAUUUCUUGGAGAUGGUAGAUUCGAAGCACCGUCAUGGCUCCAAUCUGCGCGCCUACCAUAUUCUUUGGAAGGAAUCUCCCUGCAGCCAAAACUUCUUUUACUGGCUGGAUCACGGCGAAGGAAGAGACGUCGAGGUUCCAAACGUAUCACGCGAGCGACUCGAGAGACAACAGAUAAGAUACCUCACUGCCACCGAGAGGUUGAAUUACCUGGUUAGCAUAGGCCAGGAUGGCUUGUUUCGAUGGGCGAAGAGCGGCGAGCUGGUAGAAACUAAUGAUGCCAAGUUUAGGGACAGCAUUCAUGGCAUAGUUCCCAAGGGUGACGACACGCCUUGUUUUGAGGCAAACUCGAAUCUUGGCGAAAAACCAUCUGACCCUGAGUCGACCUCCUCACAAUCGUCGCCUUUGCAGGGGCAUGCUGGCGAUGAAAGCAAUGAAGACCCCAUGCCUGCCACGGAAGAAGACAACGAACUGAGAAAUUCCGCCAAGAGGUUCUCAAAUGUCAACCCAGUGGCAAUCUACGAUCGUUUUGCGGGAAGCCUGUCCGUGAAAAAAAACAUGUGGAUAUUUGUCGCCGAUACAUCUUUUCGUAUCUAUGUAGGGAUCAAAGAGCCUGGGGCUUUCCAACAUUCCUCCUUCUUACGUGGAGGGCGCAUCGCGGCGGCUGGGCUUCUCAAAAUUAAGUCUGGCCAACUACGCAGUCUAGCUCCUUUGAGCGGCCAUUACCGGCCCCAUCUGGCUAACUUCCGUGCCUUUCACCGUUCUCUUCAAGAACGGGGUGUGGACUUAUCUCAUGUUUCUAUCACCUAUUCAUAUGCUGUCCUUGCUGGAAUCGAGGGCUACACUAAGACCAAACGGAAAAUGCACUCCAUGCAUGAUAAAUUGGAGAAGACGAAGGAAAAAAUACAGUCGAGUCAUUCACAUGCAGCCGAUGCUGGGAGCUAA
Messenger RNA from Penicillium atrosanguineum, 1245 nucleotides. Its product is annotated as IQ calmodulin-binding motif protein. The record is from RefSeq and is a predicted model, not a curated record. Bases 1 to 1245 code for a protein of 414 amino acids. NCBI's taxonomy places the organism in Eukaryota, Fungi, Ascomycota, Eurotiomycetes, Eurotiales, Aspergillaceae. The transcript has 4 exons.